Messenger RNA from Dipodomys ordii (Ord's kangaroo rat), 4094 nucleotides. RefSeq names its product cyclin G associated kinase (gene Gak). The coding region runs from base 212 to 3670 and encodes 1152 amino acids. The record is from RefSeq and is a predicted model, not a curated record. Lineage: Eukaryota; Metazoa; Chordata; Mammalia; Rodentia; Heteromyidae. Gene Ontology annotation, molecular function: protein serine/threonine kinase activity; ATP binding; AP-2 adaptor complex binding. The transcript has 25 exons. Gene Ontology annotation, cellular component: cytoplasm. Gene Ontology annotation, biological process: positive regulation of Notch signaling pathway; protein phosphorylation; regulation of clathrin-dependent endocytosis.
ACUUUCUGGCCACCCCAACAUUGUCCAGUUCUGCUCUGCAGCAUCCAUAGGAAAAGAGGAAUCAGACACUGGACAAGCUGAGUUCCUCCUGCUCACAGAGCUCUGCAAAGGACAACUGGUGGAAUUCCUAAAGAGAGUAGAGUCUAAAGGUCCUCUGUCCUGCGACACCAUUUUGAAGAUCUUCUACCAGACGUGCCGAGCCGUGCAGCACAUGCACAGGCAGAAGCCGCCCAUCAUCCACCGAGACCUCAAGGUUGAAAACUUGCUGCUUAGCAACCAGGGAACCAUUAAGCUGUGUGACUUUGGCAGCGCCACGACCAUUUCACACUGCCCGGACUACAGCUGGAGCGCCCAGAAGCGAGCAAUGGUGGAGGAGGAGAUCACAAGAAACACCACACCCAUGUACAGAACGCCAGAAAUCGUAGACCUGUAUUCCAAUUUCCCCAUCGGCGAGAAGCAGGAUAUCUGGGCCUUGGGCUGCAUCUUGUACCUGCUAUGUUUCCAGCAGCAUCCUUUUGAGGAUGGAGCAAAACUUCGGAUAGUCAAUGGGAAGUACUCAAUCCCUGUGAACGACACUCGAUACACAGUCUUCCAUGAUCUCAUUCGCUCCAUGCUGAAGGUCAACCCGGAAGAGCGAUUGUCCAUCGCUGAGGUAGUGCGCCAGCUGCAGGAGAUUGCCACGACCAGGAACGUGAAUCCCAAAGCCCCCAUCACAGAGUUGCUGGAGCAGAACGGAGGCUACGGGAACCCAGGGUCAUCUCGAGCUCCACCUCCUCCCGGAGGCCCCACAAACAGCAGCUACAGUGGAGGACUGGCUCUGGCUGAGUACGACCAGCCCUACGGUGGGUUCUUUGACAUCCUUCGGGGUGGGACAGAGCGGCUCUUCACCAACCUCAAGGACACAUCCUCCAAGGUCAUCCAGUCUGUAGCUAGCUACGCAAAGGGUGAUCUGGACAUAUCUUACGUCACGUCCAGAAUUGCAGUGAUGUCCUUCCCAGCAGAAGGUGUGGAGUCAGCCAUCAAAAAUAACAUAGAAGACGUGAGGCAGUUUCUGGAUGCCAAGCACCCAGGGCACUAUGCUGUGUACAACCUGUCUCCAAGGACCUACCGGGCCUCCAAGUUCCACAACCGGGUCUCCGAGUGUGGCUGGGCAGCCAGGCGGGCACCACACCUGUAUAGCUUAUACACCCUCUGCAGGAGUAUGCAUGCCUGGCUCCGCGAAGACCCCAGGAACGUCUGUGUCGUGCACUGUGUGGAUGGGAGGGCGGCCUCUGCCGUGGCCGUCUGUGCCUUCCUGUGCUUCUGCCGUCUCUUCAGCACCGCUGAAGCUGCUGUGUACAUGUUCAGCAUGAAGCGCUGCCCACCCGGCAUUUGGCCAUCUCACAAAAGGUACAUUGAGUACGUGUGUGACAUGGUGGCGGAGGAGCCCAUCACACCACACAGCAAGCCGAUGCUGGUGAGAGCGGUCACCAUGACCCCUGUGCCGCUGUUCAGCAAGCAGAGGAACGGCUGCCGGCCAUUCUGUGAGGUCUAUGUGGGCGAUGAGCGUGUGACCACUACAUCCCAGGAGUAUGACCGGAUGAAGGAAUUUAAACUCGAAGAUGGCAAGGCGGUCAUCCCCCUCGGCGUCACAGUUCAGGGGGACGUGCUCAUUGUCAUUUACCAUGCCAGGUCCACUCUGGGAGGGAGGCUGCAGGCCAAGAUGGCAUCCAUGAAGAUGUUCCAGAUACAGUUCCACACUGGGUUUGUGCCCCGCAACGCGACCACUGUGAAGUUUGCAAAAUACGACCUGGACGCAUGCGACAUUCAGGAAAAGUAUCCAGACUUGUUUCAGGUGAACUUGGAAGUGGAGGUGGAGUCCAGGGACAGGCCCAGCCGAGAGGCCCCGCCAUGGGAGAGUGCCAGCCUGAGGGGGCUGAACCCCAAGAUCCUAUUCUCCAGCCGAGAGGAACAGCAGGACAUCCUGUCUAAAUUUGGGAAGCCGGAGCUCCCCAGACAGCCGGGCUCCACCGCCCAGUACGACGCUGAGACGGGGUCUCCGGAGGCUGAGGUCACAGAGCCAGACUCUCCGCAGAGCAGCAGCACAGACGCCAACCACUUCCUCCACACGCUGGACUGGCAGGAGGAAAGAGAACCAGAGACGGGUACAGAAAGCACCUCUCCUAAGGAGAGUCACUCUGCCCUGAUUCUAGACGGAGAUGGAAGCGAAGCCUCCGACGGGGGGGAGGGGUCCCCGUCCCCCUGCAGGGACCAGCAGCCAGGGGCUGCUGAGGACACACCAGGCCCGGCAGCCACGGCCGGACAACAAGACUUGAUAUUUGAGGCAGCCACAGCGGCCACACCACAGAAGCCUCAGUCUCAAGAAGAGGGCGUCGACCUCUUGGGGCUGCACUCAGAGGCGGACCCUGGGCCUGCCGCCCCCUCCCAGGCCUGCGGGGCCCCCUCCAGCAACACUGACCUGCUCAGCUGCCUCCUUGGGCCCCCCGAGUCUGCCCCCAUCGGGCCCCCGGGGGACCUUCUUGACGGUGGAGCCCCCCUGCUCUUGGCCAGCCCAGCUCCCCCCCUGAGCGUGCAGAGCGCCCCACAAGGAGGGGCCCCUGCCGCUGCUGACCCAUUUGACCCACUUGUGGUACCGUCCGUCGCCAACACCCAACCCUGCUCCGAGCCUGAUCUCUUCGGCAACUUUCUCAGCUCCGACUCCACUGCAGCCUCGGCCUUGCCUGCUUUUCCCUCCACGCACAGCGCCCCACCCCCAGCCUGCAGCACUGCCUUCCUGCUUCUAGGGGAUCUUCCGUCAGAGCCCAGCAGGGUGACAGCCUGCUCCAGCCACCCAGAGCUGCUGGGAGGGUGGGAGGCCUGGACAGAGGCCCCGGGGCCUGGGCCGGGCCCUACACCCACUCCAGAAGGCGCCCUCUUCUCUCCUGGAGGUCAGCCAGCCCCUCCUGGCCCCCAGCCCAGCCAGACUAAGCCUCAGAGUCUGGACCCAUUUGCUGACCUUGGGGACCUGGGCUCUGGUGUACAAGGCUCACCUGGGUUUGCUCCGGGGGGCUUCAAUCUCAAGUCGGCCCCCUCUCCUAAGGGUGGUAGCACCUGGCAGACAAGUCGGCCGACAGCCCAGGGCCCCUCAUGGCCCUCCCAAGCUAAGCUGCCCCCCAAAACUGGUGCACAGCCAAAGCCUCACUACCCUACCAACUACAGCGUGAUUGGGGGCCGAGAGGAGAGGGGUGUCCGGGUCCCCAGCUUCGCUCAAAAGCCGAAGGUCUCAGAGAAUGACUUUGAAGACCUGUUGCCGAGUCAAGGCUUUUCCAGGUCUGACAGGAAGGGGCCGAGGACCAUGGCGGAGAUGCGGAGGCAGGGCCUCGCCCGGGACACAGACCCCCUCAAGCUGAAGCUCCUGGACUGGAUUGAAGGCAAGGAGAGGAACAUCCGUGCCCUGCUGUCCACCCUGCACACGGUGCUGUGGGAUGGGGAGAGCCGCUGGACGCCCGUGAGCAUGGCUGACCUGGUGACCCCAGAGCAGGUGAAAAAGCAGUACCGCCGCGCAGUGCUGGUUGUGCACCCCGACAAGGCCACAGGACAGCCAUACGAGCAGUAUGCCAAGAUGAUCUUCAUGGAGCUCAAUGAUGCCUGGUCUGAGUUUGAGAACCAGGGCGCCAGGCCCCUCUUCUGAGAUCUGACGGCUGUGGCAACACAAGGCAGCUUGUGGAGCGGAGCCGAAGGCCGCUGGCUGGCCUGACGGGGACACCCCUGGCCCGAGGCGGGUGUGGCCCGGGGCCAGGCCCCAGGGCCGGACCGGCGGCCCCCAGUGUCCCUUACUAGUCCUGGAUUGAUGCCAGUCCACAGCCCAGGAGAGAAUGCAUUCCAAAGCUCUGAUUUUUGUUUCGUUUUUCUUUUGGUCCCAGAGAAGUGUUGAUUUUUUUGCUCCCUCCACAGCUGUCACAGCCCGUGCUUUACGUGGUGUCUGGUGGCUGUCACCGCGGUGGCGCAUGCCCGUGGCACUGCUCCUCUGUUCCUUCUCAGAGCCGGUGUGUGCUCAUGUCCUCUGUGAUCAGCUGACGAUGGUCUGUACAUAAUUAAACUAUUUUCUGAUGGCU